UCCAUCCUCCCUCUCUGCAGGAACCUCAUCACGUGUGUGGAUUCUGGGAUCCUCCGCGUCUGGCAAGGCAAUGACAAGGAGGCGUCUUCCGACCACCUUUUGGAGCUGAAGGUAGGCCCCGGGGUGUGCAAGAUGCGACAAGACCCAACCCACCCCCACGUGGUUGCUACUGGCGGAAAGGAGAACGCUCUGAAGGUGUGGGACCUCCAGGGCUCUGAGGAGCCUCUGUUCAGAGCCAAGAACGUUCGGAACGACUGGCUUAACCUGCGGGUUCCCAUCUGGGAACAGGAUAUACAGUUCCUCCCUGAGUCCCGGAAGCUGGUAACCUGCACAGGGUUCCACCAGGUCCGAGUCUAUGAUCCGGCCUCCCCCCAGCGCCGGCCAGUCCUGGAGGCCACCUAUGGAGAAUACCCGCUGACAGCCAUGACCCUCACUCCAGAGGGCAACUCAGUGAUCGUGGGGAACACGCAUGGGCAGUUGGCAGAAAUUGACCUCCGACAAGGGCGCCUCCUGGGCUGUCUGAAGGGGCUGGCAGGCGGUGUCCGGGCGGUGCAGUGUCACCCUUCAAAGCCUCUCUUAGCCUCCUGCGGCCUGGACAGAGUCUUGAGGGUACACAGGAUCCGCAACCCACGGGGCCUGGAGCACAAGGUUUAUCUCAAGUCCCGGCUGAAUUGCCUCCUCCUUUCUGGCAGGGACGACUGGGAGGAUGAAGCCCAAGAACCUCAAGAGCCCAACAAGGUGUCCCCAGAAGACACAGAGACGGAUGAACUCUGGGCUUCCUUGGAAGCCGCUGCCAAGCGGAAGCGCCCUAAAACCCACCCGCAGAGCCAAGGACGCCCCCAAGCCAGACAUAAAAAGAAGUGCCCAGGGUCCACCAACCCCUGAAGGCCCCACCACGCCACUCUGUUUUGUUCUGGUUUUUUGUAUCCACUUUGUAAAUAAACAUCCUUGAUUUGGA
This is a messenger RNA of Echinops telfairi (small Madagascar hedgehog), 958 nucleotides long. It is a transcript of the gene WDR74, whose product is annotated as WD repeat domain 74. Gene Ontology annotation, cellular component: nucleolus; preribosome, large subunit precursor. NCBI's taxonomy places the organism in Eukaryota, Metazoa, Chordata, Mammalia, Afrosoricida, Tenrecidae. Gene Ontology annotation, biological process: ribosomal large subunit biogenesis. Bases 133 to 885 code for a protein of 250 amino acids. Gene Ontology annotation, molecular function: protein binding. The record is from RefSeq and is a predicted model, not a curated record. The transcript has 8 exons.